AUGAACCCUGGCGAAGGCCUCCGAGUAAAACAAGCUACUUACCAUGGGGAUGGGGCGAAGCCAAAGGAGUUUCCGUCGGAUAUACUGUUCGACAUCUUUUCCCGACUACCCAUCAAGACACUCUUGCGCUUCAAGUGUGUCUCUCCGCUGUGGUGCACCAUCAUCGAUGAUCCAUACCUUGCUCGCCUGCAUCGACUCCAAUGCGUUGAAAAGCCCAAAGUUCUAGUUCUUGAACCCACGCGCAAACCGGCCGUCCCGGUGUUUAGAGAAGAUAGAAGCGGGAUCUUAAGGUUCGUAAGUCGCAAAUUAAAUGCAUAUUCUCUGGAGAGCUGCUGCAAUGGUUUGCUUUGCUUCACAAGAAUUUUUGUGAAUUGCAACCAUAGCCCUUUGUUUUUGGUUAAUCUUCAACGGCAACAAGUUGUAGAGCUGCCACGUCCGCCAUGCAUAGGCACCCCGUGGCCUCCAGUGCAUACUUCAGAUUCAGAUUGCAAGUGUAGUUAUGGUUUGGGGUUUGAUUGUGCAACAAAUACGUACAAGAUUGUUGUAGUUUUUUUCAGUGGAAAUCCAGGCCAAGAUGGUAAUUUAUGUGCUCAAGUCUACACUCUUGGAGGUAGAGGAUCCUCAUGGAGACCCGUUAAAGGUCCUCCUAAUUGUAGUUUCUAUGACAAGCCUGAAUGUGAACGUGGUUUCUAUGAAAUGCCUGUAUAUGCACGUGGAGCGCUUCAUUGGCUUGUUAAGCCCCAAGGUUAUAACCUUCCUUGGCUUUUUAAGCCCCCAGGUUAUAACGACGUUCCUUCGCAUGAAUUUCAAAGGGAUCUAAUUAAUAUUGUUUAUUUUGAUGUUGGGAAGGAGGAGUUUGGGUUGAUUUCUCCACCCAGAUCUAGAACUGGGACCCCCUUUCAUUUAGUUGAUCUCGGAGGAGACUUGGCCGUUGUUAUUAUAAAAUAUCAUUUUUGGUUAAUCCAAAUAUGGGUAAUGAAGGAAUAUGAUCAAAAGAAAGAGUGGGUCCAAGAAUACAAGAUCUAUCUUGAUCAGGUGAACAGUAUUCUACCAUCCAUUAGAGUUAUGGGGCUGUUUGAGGAUGGUGAAAUACUAGUGACGGUGAACUGGAAGAGCUUUCUCUUCUAUAAUCCAAAGACCGAUGUGCUAAAGCGCAGACGCCACUAUAUUCCAAGGGUGUUCGAUUUUGAAAGAGAAGUCUUAUGUCACAACAUGGGUACCCUACUAUCACUUGACAUGUUUCGGGAAGAGGGUAGUACUCUACUAUCACUUGAUAUGUUUCAGGAAGAGUAA
Molecule: messenger RNA, 1293 nt
Organism: Corylus avellana
Lineage: Eukaryota; Viridiplantae; Streptophyta; Magnoliopsida; Fagales; Betulaceae
Source: RefSeq, a predicted model, not a curated record